This is a messenger RNA of Lobosporangium transversale, 3218 nucleotides long. RefSeq lists its product as hypothetical. Bases 402 to 3104 code for a protein of 900 amino acids. The transcript has 5 exons. The record is from RefSeq and is a predicted model, not a curated record. Gene Ontology annotation, cellular component: plasma membrane. NCBI's taxonomy places the organism in Eukaryota, Fungi, Mortierellomycota, Mortierellomycetes, Mortierellales, Mortierellaceae. Gene Ontology annotation, molecular function: calcium-activated cation channel activity; nucleic acid binding.
CUCAAGGACAUCACCCACCAUUAACAUCAUCAAGCAUAAGAGAAAAAGAAAAGAAAAGAAAAGAAAAAAGCACCAUCCUCUCUUCUUUUCACUUCUCUCUCUCUCUCUCUCUCUUCUGAAUUGUCAUAUUUUGAAGUAGCAUUCUUUCCAUUCCCUUUAGUCCUUAUUUCACUUACCCUUCUGGACUAAAUAUUAGAAAAGAAGAGACAGAUUCUUCAUUCAUCUUUAUUCAAUUCCUCAUCAACAUCUCUCUUUUGCUCAUUCUCGUUUGAAACCUUUUCUUUUUCCUUGCUCCUGAAAAGAAAAAAGUUAUUCGAAUAGGGCGUGUGUGUGCAAGAGUUUCACUCCACAUCAGCCUCUUUUUACUAUAACUUAAAGACAAACAACCACGGUUUAUAGCCAUGGAUAAAGACUCGACCGACUAUGGGUCUGAGCAGUUGGAAACUGAUUCCCAAAUCAGCACGUUCACCACUGCCUUGCUCUUCAACGCAGCAGUAGCAGCCGGCAUUUUUGUUGCCUUCUGCAUUGUUCGUCAUUGGAGCAAGCGAAUUUAUCAACCCAGAACAUAUCUUGUCAAUGAAGAUAUACGAUCCACAGAAUUACCUGAUGGUAUCUUUAGCUGGGUCACAGCCUCCUUCAAGGUCCAGGAUAGUGACCUUGUCGAACGCAUUGGUCUGGAUGCCUACAUGUUCACUCGUUUCCUCAGGAUGUCUGCCAUCCUCUUUAGCGGAUUCACAUUAAUUUCUAUCCCUAUCCUCAUCCCUCUGAAUAUCGUCAAUGGUGUUAAGAAGGAAGGACUGAUGGCUAUGACAGUCGGAAACGUGGCACAAAGCUGGCGUCUGUGGUUUCAUUUGGCACUAACCAUCAUCUUCUCAUGCGCUACUGUCUACAUGUUGUGGAAAGAGAUGGUCGAGUAUACUCGUCGUCGUCAUGUUUAUCUCCUGAGUGAAAAGCACGCAAAGACUCCUCAGUCAACCACCAUUCUUGUUACGGGUAUCCCACAUGGACUUGACACAGAAGAUGCACUCUAUGACAUCUUUAAACAUUUUCCCGGUGGUAUUCGCUCCAUCUGGAUAAACAAGAAUCCAAAGAAAUUGACUAAGCUUUGUGAGGAGCGUGAUCAGGUCACAGUCAAACUGGAGAAUGCCGAGUAUAAUUACAUUCGAUCUGCUUAUGAUACAAAGAACAAAAAAGGCGAAACCGAUGUUAAGGAAGCUCAAAGACCUAUCGGUCGCACCUCCAUGAUUCCUUUCUAUGGCCCCAAAGUCGACUUGAUUGAUUUUUAUACUAAACGCCUCCAUGAGCUCAAUCAGGAGAUCGAACAACUUCAAAAGACAGACACUUCGACCAACCUAAACUCGGCUUUUAUUCAGUUUAAUACUCAAUUCGCAGCUCACAGUGCUGUCCAGACCGUGGUUCAUCCAACACCCUUCCGAAUGGCGCCCAUGUUUGUAGAGAUCUCACCUCUGGAUGUCGUUUGGGACAAUCUUAAUUUGAGCACUGUUUCUCGCAAAGUUCGUACAAUCAUCUCCAUGACCGCAGCAACUGCACUAGCCAUCUUCUGGUUCAUUCCCGUUUUUUUCGUAGCAGGUAUCUCUUCAAUCGGAGCAUUGACGGCAAAAUUGCCUUUUCUCUCCUUCUUGCUCGAUAUGCCCGAAUGGUUCACAGGUAUUAUCCAGGGUAUUCUACCUCCCGUCUUCUUGGCCAUCCUUAUGGCUGUCUUGCCUAUGAUCCUGACUUUUUUGUCAACAUUUGAGGGUCAUGUUCGCCACAGCACUAUCACACUCGCUGUUAUGAAGAAAUAUUUUAUGUUCCUUGUGAUCAACGUCUUGCUAGUCUCUACAUUCGCUGGAGGUGUCUUAAAGACUUUUGGUGGGAUCGACAAAAAUGUCGACAUCAUCAAAAUAAUUGGAAUUCUAGCCCAGAAACUCCCUGCUGCAUCGACCUUUUUUGUGACUUAUGCAUUGCUUCAAGGAUUCGUUGGACCCAUGAAGGAGUUGCUUCAAAUUGCGCCAUUGAUCCUCAACUUUUUGUUCACUAAAUUGUUGGCCAAGAGCCCACGCCAGAUCUGGAAUGUCCAGGGCCGUAUCAGCUCCGUCAACUUUGGCGUUCUGUUCCCUCCACAGACCCUGAUGUUUAGCGUCGGUAUCCUAUAUUCAACUCUGGCGCCCUUAGUCCUGCCAUUUGUAGCAUUCUACUUCGUUUCAUACUAUUUUGUUUACCGCCAUCAGUUCUUGUAUGUUUACCAGCAACCGGUUGAGACUGGCGGGUUGGCUUUCCCAAUUGCAGUCAAGCAGGCUUACACGGGUCUUUUCAUCUUCGAAAUUACAGUCUUUGGUAUUUUCUUGCUGAAGAUUGCGGAUGGCGUCAAUACCAUUGCUCACCUAGUUAUCCUUCUCCUAUUGAUCGUUGCGACCGCUAUCUCAUACGUCAAUUUGAACGAGGCCUUUAACCCUCUUGUCACAUACUUGCCUGUCGCGCUCUUCUCCAAGGAUCUGAAGAUGGACAAGGAUGGUGUUUUGAGAGAAAAAGAACAUCCAAAAGCCAUUCAAGAUGAAGAGGCAGGACUUUCUGAAAAGGCCCCCAUAACAAUGGUCAGUGGCCUCCAUGGUGCCAAAGUGGGAGCGAUGAGUGGUGGAAAGCAAGAAUAUGAUGAAGUAGCUGAAGUCUCCUCGCAACUACCAGCAGUACCGACGCCCAAUCCUUCUGUCGUCGAUUCUGUCUCGUAUUCUCAUCAUCAAUCUCUUCAUCCAUCUAUUGGUCGUCCAUCUGUUGUCGAUCACUCUGGCCGCAGCUUUGCCCAUACAGAUGGACGGGAAGAAACACUUUCAAUCCGUUCAGAUGUUGGUGUUGAUCCUGAGCUUCGGCGUCUUCAGGAGCAGGCCUAUCUCCAUCCAGCCAUCUAUAGCCGACAGAUGCCUAUUUGGCUCCCACAAGAUGAUCGGGGAUUGGUAUCUCAAGAGAUGGCCCGUCUUUCAGAGCAAGGCAUCACUGUUUCCACCGCCGGCGCUGGAUUGGAUGCCAAUACUGCCAAGGCUCAUGUCAAUGGCAUCCUAUAUGCACCCGGCGAGGAGUCGCGUUAUCGUUUGGAGCGUGGCGUGUAAAAUAAGAAACAGAAAAAAAAAAGAUUGAGUCAGGCAAGGUACUCAACCUAACCCAACAUUUAUUUCUAAUCUGGGCAUUCGUAAUCGUCACAAUAAUAAAAAGUAUCACCAGAG